Diaporthe amygdali is the source of this 549-nucleotide messenger RNA. RefSeq lists its product as uncharacterized. The coding region runs from base 1 to 549 and encodes 182 amino acids. Lineage: Eukaryota; Fungi; Ascomycota; Sordariomycetes; Diaporthales; Diaporthaceae. The record is from RefSeq and is a predicted model, not a curated record. The transcript has 2 exons.
AUGCUCUCCAUCAUCAUCCUCCUUCUUGGAAUGCUGACUGACAUCGGCCUCGCCAGUGACCCUCAUUACCAAAUUCCUGGUUUUAGUGUGAACAUCACCAGCAUCGCGAGGAGCAAGUCAUGUAACAUAAGCGACUUUGACGUUGUUGGUGGCGGCCAGAUCCAGGUCGCCGACUGCUUUGCUAUCACGGAUGGCUUGAAUGGCAGCUUCAGCAUCGAGAUGUCGGAUUGGCGGGAAUCGACUCACUUGCCCGACCAGUACUACAAGCUUAUCGCCCAUGGAAGCUGUGAGAUUGCGGUGAAGAGGAUUGACGAAAGGAAAGAUACUACCUGGGUUGGUAGAUACGAUAUGGACAGCAUCAUCAAUCAGUCCGUCGAACUGGCAAAGGUUGGAGAUGGCGAUCGAGUCGAGACUGUCGAGGGACAGAUGAGUUGCUACUCAGCGGGACCAGAAAAAGCGCUUAUCUCGUGGUCCCUCCGACAGCCCAGCAAUGGCAAACUGAGGAAAUUGCUGGCAGGGGAAAACGGCGGCAGCAAGACAGCAACAUAG